AUGUCUGCCGCAACGGUCGAAAGCUACAAGAAGCUCAAGGAGGACUUUGUCUCCAACCUCUCCGGCGGACCCCCCAGCGAAAUCAACUACGUGACAGCCGUCGCACCCGUCGCAGUCCUCCUCUGGUCCGUCCUCCAGUCCCGACAAUCCUUCUUCAAACCUUACACACCGCUCGCCGGCCUAGUCGAUUACCUUCUCAACGUCACCGCCAUCCUCCUCUCGACAACCCUCUACGCCUCCUCCCCCCUGCUACUCAACCUCCUCCUGCUCGCCCCGGCCGUUGUCGUCUACGCCUUCCCGCCAAACACCCGUCGCAAGAAGCCCGUCGUCCCUCCCAAUGCAAAGUCCAAAGCUGCUGCCCAGGGCCCGCUCCCUGCUCUCUCCGUCAAGCCCUUUCUGACGCAUUACCGCGGGAGCAUGAUGGUCGUCACCUGCAUCGCCAUCCUCGCCGUCGACUUCCGCCUCUUCCCCCGCCGCUUCGCCAAGGUCGAGACGUGGGGCACGUCCCUGAUGGAUAUGGGCGUCGGCUCCUUCGUCUACAGCGCCGGCGUCAUCGCCGCCCGUCCCGUCCUCAAGGAGCGCGCCGAGGGCCGCUCGACGCCGUUGGCCACGCGCCUGGCCGCCUCGAUGCGCCACUCCUUGCCCCUCCUCUUCCUGGGCGUCAUCCGUCUGCUCAGCGUCAAGGGGCUGGACUACGCCGAGCACGUCACCGAGUACGGCGUCCACUGGAACUUCUUCUUCACCCUCGGCCUGCUCCCGCCCUUCGUCGCCAUCUUCCAGUCCGCGCUGAAGAUCGUGCCGAGCUACGCCGCCCUGGCCGUCAUUCUCGGUGGGCUGUACCAGGUCGUGCUCGAGAGCACGAGCUUGAAGGCGUUCAUCCUCACAGCGCCGAGGACGGAUCUGAUCUCUAAGAACCGCGAGGGCAUCUUCAGUUUCAUCGGAUACCUGGCCAUCUUCCUCGCGGGACAGGACACGGGCAUGUACAUCCUGCCGAGGAGCGUCAACCCGAAGAGCGACUCCACGCCGGCGACGCAACGCAAGACCCUCAUCAUGAUGAUGGCCAUCUGGUCGGCCGUGUGGACGGGUCUGUACUUCCUGAGCACCAGCUACAGCUACGGCGACGGACUCAGCGUGUCGCGCCGCAUGGCCAACCUGCCGUAUAUCCUCUGGACGGCGGCGUUCAACUCGACCCAGAUCCUUGCAUACUGCAUCGUCGACACCGUCUUCUUCCCCUCCUUCUACAACGCGACGGACGCAAAGUCUGAGAAGGAGGCUUACGAGACGGCCACGAGCAGGGUGUUCCGUGCCUACAACCGCAAUGGUCUCUUUUUAUUCCUGAUCGCCAACCUCUUGACUGGUUUGGUGAACAUGACAGUGCCCACAUUAGACGUCAGCCCGCUCGCUACCAUGGGCAUUUUGAUGGCGUAUAGCGGAUCCUUGACUGCUCUCGCAUUGGCUCUUGACGCGUACAACAUCAAUAUCAAGUUGUAG
Molecule: messenger RNA, 1491 nt
Organism: Colletotrichum chrysophilum
Lineage: Eukaryota; Fungi; Ascomycota; Sordariomycetes; Glomerellales; Glomerellaceae
Gene: GWT1
Product: Glucosaminyl phosphatidylinositol (GlcN-PI) nositol acylation protein
Exons: 2
Coding region: 1-1491 (496 amino acids)
Biological process (GO): GPI anchor biosynthetic process; protein localization to plasma membrane
Cellular component (GO): membrane; endoplasmic reticulum
Molecular function (GO): glucosaminyl-phosphatidylinositol O-acyltransferase activity
Source: RefSeq, a predicted model, not a curated record